Molecule: messenger RNA, 766 nt
Organism: Mus pahari (shrew mouse)
Lineage: Eukaryota; Metazoa; Chordata; Mammalia; Rodentia; Muridae
Product: translation initiation factor IF-2-like
Exons: 5
Coding region: 1-576 (191 amino acids)
Source: RefSeq, a predicted model, not a curated record
AUGGUCGCAGUCAACUACCUUAACCUUGGCCCAUGGCCCGGGGCUCAGGGCAGCGGGGCAGAAGUGCCACUGCCCAGGAAUCGCCCGCGGCCCCGGGCUGUCCCGAAGCCACCUCGGUGGUCCACAGCCCCGCAGUCCAGAGGGGUCCUAAGACCCCGCUCGCUACCAGGUGACUGGAGACGAAUUCUACCAGAAGCAUUAGGGCCGAGGCCCGAGGCAGGCCUGCGGCCCCUUAGAAAACAGAGGAGACCCGAGGGUGGCCCUCUCGCCCGGGGGCUCCAACAGGUCGAAGGGCGGAAGCUUCCCAAUAACCUCCGCCCCGGGCGGGGGCCUGCCCCGCGCGUCACGGGAGGAAAAGAAAAAUCAGCGUUAACACACAGGAGGAAAGAGGGUCCUCUUCGGAGCCGGAGGAAAGAGGCGAGGGCAACCAGCACCAGCUCAGGGAGAGAAAUGGAGACAGAGCAACUCUUCUGCGUGGUUUCGUCUCCAGAUACAAUGCUGCUCAGCUCCAGGCCCUUUCAAUGGCCCCACAGCACUCUGAAAGACUCUUCUACCGUGUGCGGCCAAGACUACUAGUCCAAAGGUCAGACCAGAAGUGGAAGAUGUUGAGCAAGUGCCCACAGACUUCACAUUCUGGGACAGCAAGGGACAGCUUCUACAAUGUCUCUGGAAGAUCUCAGUAGGACUGAGCCCACUGCUCCAGCACACACUGCUCGUUAGCACACCCGGAACAAGAGAUUACGUACUAGGGCCAGGAAGAACGGAA